AUGGCUGAAACUAGUGUCACUUCCGUCAUAAAAGGUCAGCCAAAUGUUGAGUCUGAGAACGAGAUUUGCCAUGAAGAGUAUAAACAAUACGGCCAAGAAUAUAAGGAUCUGCUCAAAUCUCUUCGCAGAGAGAAGGGUUGGGCUUUCCCAAACAUUUAUCUCCAUGAAGACAUGUGGUAUGCCACACGAAGUGACCACCAUCCUUUGCUCAUUUCCAAUGCACAUGAGCUUGUUCCUUUCAUAGAGUUAAAUUACUAUGCAAAUAACAACCAAAUUCCUGAUCUAUCUAACCUGCCUGAACCAAGAAUUUUUUGUACACGUGUUCCGUUUCAUUCGUUGCCUGAUUCCAUUACCAAAUCCAAAUGCAAGAUGAUUUAUAUAUGUCGAAACCCAUUUGACCAGUUUGUUUCUUUGUGGCUUUCCAUGAACAAAAUUGCACCACCAUCUUUACCAAAAUUAUCAUGUGAGGAAGCAUUUGAGAGAUGCUGUAUCGGAGUCCACGAGGCUGGCCCAUUUUGGACGCAUAUGUUGGGUUAUUGGAGAGAGAGUAGAAAAACACCUUCCAAGGAUCUAUUUUUAAAGUAUGAAGAUCUGAAAGGAGAUAUCGAAUUUCACUUGUUGAAGGGAGCAGCUGAGUUCUUGGAAUGCCCUUUCACUUCAGAUGAGGAAACUAAUAGAGUUAUUAAAAACAUAGCUGAGCUAUGUAGCUUUGAGAAGAUGAAGGAAGUAUAA
This is a messenger RNA of Neltuma alba, 732 nucleotides long. RefSeq names its product cytosolic sulfotransferase 14-like. The transcript has 2 exons. Gene Ontology annotation, molecular function: sulfotransferase activity. The coding region runs from base 1 to 732 and encodes 243 amino acids. The record is from RefSeq and is a predicted model, not a curated record. NCBI's taxonomy places the organism in Eukaryota, Viridiplantae, Streptophyta, Magnoliopsida, Fabales, Fabaceae.